AUGCCUUACCACCCGCAACGCUCCUACAACGGUGGCGAUCCGAACGAGAAUUACAAUAACCAUGGCUCCCAGCAGAGCUCCUUUCCUUCCAACUACCAAUACGAGCUGCCUUCGUCCGCGCCGUUUCAGCCUCACGGUUUCCACCCGGCGGCCCACCCGGAUAGCGCAUACAGCAGGCUAAGGGACCAGAGGCACCAGGGCCACGAACACUCGCCAGCUUCGCAGCCUUUCUCGCAGCACGCCCAACGCCCGCAUCCCACUCUCCAACCCGUGCGAUCGCAGACCACGCGCACUGAUUCCACCGUGUCUCCUGGAGCCGACAACCUGGGUCCUCUCUCUGCCGGCGGCGGCAUUACCGGUAUCGCGGCGGGCAUAGCCAGCACCCACGAGCGGCAGAGUGGGCUUCAGGCGAUCAGAGGCAACCCUGACAAUACACACCACUACGGCCACCAUCCUCAUUCAGACGCGCAGUACUACGCUUCGAACCCGGACCUUGUCGCUAUGGAUGCAUCGUCGAUGUCAAGGACACCCGGGUCCUAUUCGUCCAAUGUUCCACUCAGCCGUGCGACCGAUGGGAGCGGCAACAACAACAACAACAUCCACAGCUCCCAGUUUAACCCUCACUACGACGGACUCAACAAUGGUCCCUACAGCCAGCAACGCACCUCGUGGUCGCCGAUGAACGAGCCUAUCAACCCGAACGAUAUUGUCGAUGACGGCGACGAUGGUUUCAUCCCAAACCCGAAGCGAAAAUCAGUCCUUAGCGCUCUUGGAAAAAGUAGCAGUCAUCAAAGCUUGGCUGGAGGCGCUGGAGCGGCUGGUGCCGGUGCGGCUGUCGGUGGUGCAGCAGGUACCAUCGGCGGUCGCGUGAACGGUCAAACAAGCAGCAGUCCCGACGGUGGUCCAUCCUACGAUGCUCUUCCCGGUGAAAAGAGUGAGUGGUUGGUCGAGCAAAGAGCAAGCAAGAAGAAGUUGAAGUGGAUUGUUGGUAUCAUCAUUGCCAUUCUCGUCCUGGGAGGCAUCGCUGGUGGAGUUGCUGGAGGGCUAUUGCCAUCAAGGAACCGUUCAAACUCCUCCUCGUCCGGGGGAGGCGGUGGACAGUCGGCAGAUGACGACUCCAGGAUCAACGGGGACCUCAACAAAGAUUCUCAGGAGAUCAAGGAUCUUAUGAAUAACCCUAAUCUGCACAGGGUCUUCCCUGGAAUGGACUACACUCCCUGGGGCACACAGUACCCUUUGUGUCUGAAGUAUCCCCCCAGCCAGAACAACGUUACUCGGGAUAUGGCAGUCCUCUCGCAGCUCACAAACACUGUGAGACUCUACGGCACGGACUGCAACCAGACGGAGAUGGUCCUACAUGCGAUCGAUAAGCUGGAGCUGAAAGACAUGAAACUCUGGGUGGGUGUGUGGAUCGACAACGAAAACAAAACGACCAACGACCGUCAGCUGGAACAAAUGUACGAUAUCCUCAAAUCGACAGCGGAUAAAUCGGUAUUCAAGGGAGUGAUCGUUGGUAAUGAAGUCUUGUUCCGCGGUCACCGGUCCCCUGCCACACUGCAGAUGUUGAGCGACUACCUUGAAGAUGUCAAAUCCAAGCUCAAAGACAUGAACAUCGACCUGCCAGUUACAACUUCGGACUUGGGUGAUGCUUGGACUGCAGGGCUCGCUAGGGUUGUCGACGUUGUCAUGUCCAAUAUUCAUCCUUUCUUUGGUGGCGUCCCCGUCGAUGAGGCCGCCGAUUGGACGUAUGAGUUUUGGGACAACAAAGACUCUACCCUGUCCCGAGGGCCUAACACGAAAAAGCUGAUCUCCGAAGUCGGUUGGCCUAGCGGUGGUGGGAGCAACUGUGGGAAUUCCCAGUGUUCCAGCUCCAAUUCUGGGGCGGUUGCUGGUAUCAAGGAGUUGAACAAGUUUAUGGAAGACUGGGUCUGCCCUGCCCUGGAAAAGGGCACGGAUUAUUUCUGGUUUGAAGCAUUCGACGAGCCUUGGAAAGAACAAUACAAUGAGCCGGGCAAAGAGUGGGAAGACAAAUGGGGUCUCAUGGACCCUGGAAGAAACCUCAAACCCGGGAUUAAGAUCCCAAGUUGCGGCGGGAAAACCAUAUAA
Molecule: messenger RNA, 2106 nt
Organism: Coccidioides posadasii C735 delta SOWgp
Lineage: Eukaryota; Fungi; Ascomycota; Eurotiomycetes; Onygenales; Onygenaceae
Biological process (GO): cell wall organization; carbohydrate metabolic process
Cellular component (GO): cell surface; extracellular region; fungal-type cell wall
Molecular function (GO): glucan endo-1,3-beta-D-glucosidase activity
Source: RefSeq, a predicted model, not a curated record